UUCACCAUCUAUCUACUCAAUCCUCUAAGAGACUAAAGCUAGCUAGAGGGAGGCCAGGUCACUCUUGCUGCUUAGUCUUCGUUUCUGAGUUUGCAUGUAAUGAUCAUCAUCAUCAUCUUCUUUAAGGCCUAGCUUGCUUUCAUAAUAAGCAGAAAUCAAUGGCCUUCUAGUUGAGUACGUACUUGGAGUUAGUGUUGUAUUAUAAUAGUUACAAAGUGAAAAUGAUGUAUGAUUCAAUACUUGCCAGAAGCUUCAGUCGGCAUGAGCAGAAGAAACUAGGAUAUGGAGCCUUUCUUUGCUGCUUGUUCCUAGCAUUGUGCUUCUGCACAGUGCUGAAGCCUAGUUUGAAUCCUCUACCAGCUUUGAAUUUGCAGCGAUCACUUGGUGUCAGAAACAAGAUACUGGCACUAAUGGAGUCGAACAACGAAUCGAACAGCUCUGAGCAUGUAGUGAUCACAACUAAAGUUAUUGAUCGCAUCAUAAAGAACGAAGAGUUCAAGAAUGUGAGUCUUAUUCAUGAAGAUGAAGUAGAAGAUUCUAAACAAGAGCAGAAAGAUGAAAGCAUUGCGGAGAGUGUUACUACUAGUCCCAUUUCGAGCAGCGGUGACGAUGAUGAUCAUGAGACAAAGAUUGUUGAAGUUGUGACAAAGACGGCUAGUGUGGAGCGAAUUAUUUGCAAUGUCAAGCAACCAAGAACUGAAUAUUGCGAGGUCAACGGUGAUGCUCGGGUGGAUGGAAAAUCUUCCUCAGUUAUUGUUGCUUCAUCUCAACUGGAGAUGUCAUCAGAGGGCAAUGGCUCCUGGACUAUAAGAACUUAUGCUCGAAAAGAAGAUGCAACAGCAAUGAGUCAUGCUAGGAAAUGGUUUGUGAAACAAGCAAGUACAGAUGAUCCGGAAACUCCUCAAUGUAGUAGGAAUCAUAAUGUUCCGGCCAUUCUGUUUUCAAGUGGAGGAUACACUGGAAACCAUUUCCAUGACUUCACUGAUGUGGUGAUUCCCCUCUUCAUCACUUCACGAAAAUACAAGGGUGAAGUUCAGUUUCUUGUCACAGAUAUACGACCAUUUUGGAUUGAGAAGUUCAAAGCAAUACUAAAAGGAUUGUCCAACUAUCAGUUCAUUGACAUUGACAAUGAGCAAGAAGUCCAUUGCUUCCCAAGCAUAACCGUUGGCCUCAUACGACACGAAAAGGAGCUGAGCAUCAAUGAUCCUUCAAAAUAUUCACAUACCAUGAAAGACUUCAGGGAGUUUUUGAGGGAAACUUAUUCCUUGAAGAAAUCUAAUGCUAUUAGAGUCAAAGAUGGUCAACGCAAAAAGCCGCGGCUUCUGAUCAUCCCAAGGAAGAGAACAAGGUCUUUCACCAAUACAGGAGAGAUUAUGAGAAUGGCGAAACGCUUGGGGUACAAGGUAAGUGUGGCAGAAGGUAUCUCAGACGUUGCGAAAUUUGCACAACUUGUGAAUGCUUGUGAUGUGUUGAUGGGAGUUCAUGGAGCUGGCCUCACGAACAUUCUUUUUCUCCCGGAAAAUGCAGUCGUCAUCCAAAUACUUCCGGUUGGAGGAUUUGAAUGGCUUGCCAUGACAGAUUUCGGCGAGCCUUCGCAGGAUAUGAACCUCAAGUACUUGGAGUAUAAGAUAAGCAAUGAGGAGAGCACAUUGAUACAGCAAUACCCUCUUGACCAUGCAGUUUUUACUGAUCCCUACUCUAUUGGAAAACAAGGGUGGGAAGCAUUCAAGUCAAUCUUUUUGGACAAGCAAAAUGUAAAGCUCAAUGUCGAUAGGUUCAAACCCACUUUGUUAAAAGCCCUUGAGCUUCUUCACCAGUAGGUCAUUGUAUGAUUUCUAGAGGAAGAGGAAACAAACAAGGCCCUUUAGGUCAUGUUACUUCGUGUAAUUCUUUACCAUUUCUAUGCUUUUUUAGCCCAAGUGUUUCUCAUCUCAUUGGUUUUGAGAUGUCCCUAUUGUAUAGAACUUGAGGAACAGGCAUUUAUGAAAAUUUUAA
Messenger RNA from Fragaria vesca subsp. vesca, 1995 nucleotides. RefSeq lists its product as uncharacterized. The coding region runs from base 222 to 1820 and encodes 532 amino acids. Gene Ontology annotation, molecular function: glycosyltransferase activity. NCBI's taxonomy places the organism in Eukaryota, Viridiplantae, Streptophyta, Magnoliopsida, Rosales, Rosaceae. The transcript has 3 exons. The record is from RefSeq and is a predicted model, not a curated record.